This is a messenger RNA of Colletotrichum truncatum, 909 nucleotides long. Its product is annotated as regulatory protein SUAPRGA1. Lineage: Eukaryota; Fungi; Ascomycota; Sordariomycetes; Glomerellales; Glomerellaceae. Gene Ontology annotation, biological process: cytosolic ribosome assembly. The record is from RefSeq and is a predicted model, not a curated record. Gene Ontology annotation, cellular component: mitochondrial matrix.
AUGCUUUCCAUCAGAUCCAUCGCGCGCUCUGCGCCCAGAACUCUUACCCGCAUCUCUGCGGCCUCCCUCAGACAAGCUGCUCGCCCGAGCGCAUUUGUUAAGGCUUCCUCAUGGAGCGGCGUUCAGCGCGCAUCUGCCUUCUCCAGCUCUGCCUUCAGGAAAGCCGCUUCUGGUGAGACCGAUGCCGAGCUCGUCGCCAAGCUUGAAAGCGAGCUUCAGUUUGAGGACGAGGUCAAGCAGAACGAGCAGCUCCCCGCCAGCGUCAAGGACUUCAUCGACAACAGCCCCUUUGAGCUCCACGACACCCCUGGCAAGGAGGAGGUCAAGCUUACUCGCAAGUUUGGCGAGGAGAAGAUCACCAUUACUUUCUCCAUCGCUGACCUCGCCAACUACGACCCCGAGAUGUACGACCAGGACCGCGCCCUGGAGGACGAGUACGACCCUUCUGAAGUCCAGAACUCCAACAAGCAGGCCGGCGUCCAGUCUACCGGUGGCGCCCGCUCUGCCCCCGCCGAGGAGGAGAUCGAGGAGGAGAGCGAGAUGGACGAGGCUGCUCCCCCUUGCCGCCUGAGCAUCGUUGUUGAGAAGCCCGGCAAGACCCCUGGAGCCCUCAACAUUGAUGCCACCGCCCAGGACGGCGCUAUUGUUGUCGACAACAUGUUCUACUACGAGGACGGCAAGCUUGCCCACGCCGCCUCCGCCGAGGUCGCCCACGCCCGUGGCGAUGUCUACCCCGGCCCCCCCUUCGGCAGCCUCGACGAGGACCUGCAGAUCCUGAUGGAGCGCUACCUUGAGGAGCGUGGCAUCACACAGGCCCUGGCUGUCUUCGCCCCCGACUACAUCGACGUCAAGGAGCAGCGCGAGUACGUCCGUUGGUUGAACAACGUCAAGGGCUUUGUCAACGCCUAA